Messenger RNA from Mandrillus leucophaeus (drill), 3467 nucleotides. RefSeq names its product retinoblastoma-like 1 (gene RBL1). The record is from RefSeq and is a predicted model, not a curated record. Lineage: Eukaryota; Metazoa; Chordata; Mammalia; Primates; Cercopithecidae. The transcript is spliced from 22 exons. Gene Ontology annotation, cellular component: nucleus; transcription regulator complex; chromatin. Bases 167 to 3427 code for a protein of 1086 amino acids. Gene Ontology annotation, molecular function: RNA polymerase II transcription regulatory region sequence-specific DNA binding. Gene Ontology annotation, biological process: regulation of transcription by RNA polymerase II; negative regulation of G1/S transition of mitotic cell cycle; cell differentiation.
UUUUUUUGUCCCGCCGGCUCGGCCCCCCGCGACCAGCCAAGGGCUAAGGCCAGGUAUUUCAGAAUCUGAGGUCCGUAUUCUUAUCACAUUUCCGGGGAGGGACGGCUAGGAGCUCCGGAGGAAAAACGGACUUUUUUUUGAGGAGAAAAGCGGAGGCAGACGGUGGAUGACGAAGCACCCCCGCAACUGCAAGUUUUCGCGCGCUUUGGCGCAGGUGGUUGUGGGUAGCGCGCCUGGGAGGGAGAAAGAAGUCGGGGGCCGUGGCGCGCCGCCCGCGGGGCCUGAAGGGAUGUUCGAGGACGAGUCCCACGCUGAGGGGGUGGCGGUGGUCGCCGCAGCCGGGGAGGCGCUACAGGCCCUGUGCCAGGAGCUGAACCUGGACGAGGGGAGCGCGGCCGAAGCCCUGGACGACUUUACUGCCAUCCGAGGCAACUACAGCCUAGAGGGAGAAGUUACACACUGGUUGGCAUGUUCAUUAUACGUUGCAUGCCGCAAAAGCAUUAUUCCCACGGUUGGAAAGGGUAUCAUGGAAGGCAACUGUGUUUCACUUACCAGAAUACUACGUUCAGCUAAAUUAAGUUUAAUACAAUUUUUUAGUAAAAUGAAGAAGUGGAUGGACAUGUCAAAUCUACCACAAGAAUUUCGUGAACGUAUAGAAAGGCUAGAGAGAAAUUUUGAGGUGUCUACUGUAAUAUUCAAAAAAUAUGAGCCAAUUUUUUUAGAUAUAUUUCAAAAUCCAUAUGAAGAACCACCAAAGUUACCACGAAGCCGGAAGCAGAGGAGGAUUCCUUGCAGUGUUAAGGAUCUGUUUAAUUUCUGUUGGACACUUUUUGUUUAUACUAAGGGUAAUUUUCGGAUGAUUGGGGAUGACUUAGUAAACUCUUAUCAUUUACUUCUAUGCUGCUUGGAUCUGAUUUUUGCCAAUGCGAUUAUGUGCCCAAAUAGACAAGACUUGCUAAAUCCAUCAUUUAAAGGUUUACCGUCUGAUUUUCAUACUGCUGACUUUAGGGCUUCUGAAGAGCCGCCCUGCAUCAUUGCUGUACUGUGUGAACUGCAUGAUGGACUUCUAGUAGAAGCAAAAGGAAUAAAGGAGCACUACUUUAAGCCAUAUAUUUCAAAACUCUUUGACAAGAAGAUAUUAAAAGGAGAAUGCCUCCUGGACCUUUCAAGUUUUACUGAUAAUAGCAAAGCAGUGAAUAAGGAGUAUGAAGAGUAUGUUCUAACUGUUGGUGAUUUUGAUGAGAGGAUCUUUUUGGGGGCAGACGCAGAAGAGGAAAUUGGAACACCUCGAAAGUUCACUGGUGACACCCCAUUAGGGAAACUGACCGCACAGGCUAAUGUGGAAUAUAACCUUCAGCAACACUUUGAAAAAAAAAGGUCAUUUGCACCUUCUACCCCUCUGACAGGACGGAGAUAUUUACGAGAAAAAGAAGCAGUCAUUACUCCUGUUGCAUCAGCCACCCAAAGUGUCAGCCGGUUACAGAGUAUUGUGGCUGGUCUGAAAAAUGCACCAAGUGACCAACUUACAAAUAUUUUUGAAUCUUGUGUGCGUAAUCCUAUGGAAAACAUUAUGAAAAUACUAAAAGGAAUGGGAGAGACUUUCUGCCAACACUAUACUCAAUCAACAGAUGAACAGCCAGGAUCUCACAUAGACUUUGCUGUAAACAGACUAAAGCUGGCAGAAAUUUUGUAUUAUAAAAUACUAGAGACCGUAAUGGUUCAGGAAACACGAAGACUUCAUGGAAUGGACAUGUCAGUUCUUUUAGAGCAAGAUAUAUUUCAUCAUUCCUUGAUGGCUUGUUGUUUGGAAAUUGUGCUCUUUGCCUAUAGCUCACCUCGUACUUUUCCUUGGAUUAUUGAAGUUCUCAACUUGCAACCAUUUUACUUUUAUAAGGUUAUUGAGGUGGUGAUCCGCUCAGAAGAGGGGCUCUCGAGGGACAUGGUGAAACACCUGAACAGCAUUGAAGAACAGAUUUUGGAGAGUUUAGCAUGGAGUCAUGAUUCUGCACUAUGGGAGGCUCUCCAGGUUUCUGCAAACAAAGUUCCUACCUGUGAAGAAAUGCCAAUGUCUCCUCUAAUGCACCCAAGAGUCAAGGAAGUUCGAACUGACAGUGGGAGUCUUCGAAGAGAUAUGCAACCAUUGUCUCCAAUUUCUGUCCAUGAACGCUACAGUUCUCCUACCGCAGGGAGUGCUAAGAGAAGACUCUUUGGAGAGGACCCCCCAAAGGAAAUGCUUAUGGGCAAGAUCAUAACAGAAGGAACAAAAUUGAAAAUCGCUCCUUCAAGCAUUACUGCUGAAAAUAUAUCAAUUUUACCUGGUCAAACUCUUCUAACAAUGGCCACAGCCCCAUUAACAGGAACAACAGGACAUAAAGUUAUAAUUCCAUCACAUGGUGUUGCAAAUGAUGCUGCAGAGAUCACACUACCUAUUUCCAUGAAUACAAAUCAAGAGUCCAAAGUCAAGAGUCCUGUAUCACUUACUGCUCAUUCAUUAAUUGGUGCUUCUCCAAAACAGACCAGUCUGACUAAAGCACAAGAGGUACAUUCAACUGGAAUAAGCAGGCCAAAGAGAACUGGGUCCUUAGCACUCUUUUACAGAAAGGUCUAUCAUUUGGCAAGUGUACGCUUACGUGAUCUAUGUCUAAAACUGGAUGUUUCAAAUGAGUUACGAAGGAAGAUAUGGACGUGUUUUGAAUUCACUUUAGUUCACUGCCCUGAUCUAAUGAAAGACAGGCAUUUGGAUCAGCUCCUCCUUUGUGCCUUUUAUAUCAUGGCAAAGGUAACAAAAGAAGAAAGAACUUUUCAAGAAAUUAUGAAAAGUUACAGGAAUCAGCCCCAAGCUAAUAGUCACGUAUAUAGAAGUGUUCUGCUGAAAAGUAUUCCAAGAGAAUUUGUGGCAUAUAAUAAAAAUAUAAAUGAUGACUUUGAAAUGAUAGAUUGUGACUUGGAAGAUGCUACAAAAACACCUGACUGUUCCAGUGGACCAGUGAAAGAGGAAAGAGGUGAUCUUAUAAAAUUUUACAAUACAAUAUAUGUAGGAAGAGUGAAGUCAUUUGCACUGAAAUACGACUUGUCAAAUCAGGACCAUGUGAUGGAUGCUCCACCACUCUCUCCUUUUCCACAUAUUAAACAACAGCCAGGCUCACCACGCCGCAUUUCCCAACAGCACUCCAUUUAUAUUUCCCCACACAAGAAUGGGUCAGGCCUUACACCAAGAAGCGCUCUGCUGUACAAGUUCAAUGGCAGCCCUUCUAAGAGUUUGAAAGAGAUCAACAACAUGAUAAGGCAAGGUGAGCAGAGAACCAAGAAGCGAGUAAUAGCCAUCGAUAGUGAUGCAGAAUCCCCUGCCAAACGCGUUUGUCAAGAAAAUGAUGAUGUUUUACUGAAACGACUACAGGAUGUUGUCAGUGAAAGAGCAAAUCAUUAAUGUUCUUGUUUCUAUGAUAAAAGCACUUUCAGAUUGUUCU